Molecule: messenger RNA, 2286 nt
Organism: Otolemur garnettii (small-eared galago)
Lineage: Eukaryota; Metazoa; Chordata; Mammalia; Primates; Galagidae
Product: polyadenylate-binding protein 1-like
Exons: 2
Coding region: 13-1947 (644 amino acids)
Cellular component (GO): ribonucleoprotein complex; nucleus; cytosol
Molecular function (GO): poly(A) binding; poly(U) RNA binding; mRNA 3'-UTR binding
Source: RefSeq, a predicted model, not a curated record
AGCUCCGGCCUGAUGUCGCAGCACUCGCUCUCCUCCUCUCCCGGAAAGGUCGCGGCCUGUGGCCCUGCGGACAGCCGUGCCGAGAUGAACCCCAGCGCCUCCUGCGACUCCAUGGCCUCGCUCUACGUGGGGGACCUACACCCCGAUGUGACGGAGGCGAUGCUGUACGAGAAGUUCAGCCCGGCCGGGACCAUCCUCUCCAUCCGGAUCUGCAAGGACAUGAUCACCCGCCGCUCCCUGGGCUACGGGUAUGUCAAUUUCCAGCAGCCGGCGGACGCCGAGCGUGCUUUGGACACUAUGAAUUUUGAGGUCAUUAAGGGCAAGCCAGUUCGCAUCAUGUGGUCUCAGCGUGAUCCAUCACUUCGCAGAAGUGGAGUAGGCAACAUAUUCAUUAAAAGAUUGGACAAAUCCAUUGAUAAUAAAGCACUGUAUGAUACAUUUUCUGCUUUUGGGAACAUCCUUUCAUGUAAGGUGGUUUCUGAUGAAAAAGGUUCUAAGGGCUAUGGAUUUGUACACUUUGAGACACAGGAAGCAGCUGAAAAAGCUAUUGAAAAAAUGAAUGGGAUGCGUCUAAAUCAGCGAAAGGUCUUUGUUGGACAAUUUAAGUCUCGUCAAAAAAGAGAGGCAGAACUCAGAGCUAAGGCAAAAGAGUUCACCAAUGUUUACAUCAAGAAUUUUAGAGAAAACGUGGAUGAAGAUUUCCUUAAGUUUCACUUUGGCAAGUUUGGACCUGCCGUAAGUGUGAAAGUAAUGACUGAUGAAAGUGGAAAAUCCAAAAGAUUUGGAUUUGUAAGCUUUGAAAGGCAUGAAGAUGCACAGAAAGCUGUGAAUGAGAUGAAUGGAAAAUUUUUCUAUGGAAGUCGAAUAUAUGUUAGUCGAGCUCAGAAAAAAGUGGAACGGCAUGCAGAACUUAAGCGCAAAUUUGAACAGAUGAACCAAAAUAAGAGCACCAGAUUCCCGGGUGUUAACCUUUACGUGAAAAAUCUUGAUGAUGGUAUUGAUGAUGAAUGUCUCCUGAAAGAGUUUUCUCCAUUUGGUACAAUCACCAGUGCAAAGGUUAUGAAUGCAGGUGGUCGCAGCAGAGGGUUUGGUUUUGUAUGUUUCUCCUCCCCAAGAGAUGCCGCUAAAGCAGUUAUAGAAAUGAAUGGUAGAAUUGUGGCCACCAAGCCAUUGUAUGUAUCUUUCGCAAUGAGCAAAGAAGUGCGCCAGGCUCACCUCACUAACCAGUAUAUGCAGAGAAUGGCAAGUGGAGGAGCUGUGGCCAACCCUGUAAUCAACCCCUAUCAGCCGGCAUCUCCUUCAGGUUACUUCAUGGCACCUAUCCCACAGGCUCAGAACCGUGCUGCAUACUAUCCUCCUAGCCAAAUUGCUCAACUAAAACCAAGACCUCGCUGGCCUGCUCAGGGUGCCAGACCUUAUCCAUUCCAAAAUAUGCCGGGUGCUGUCCGCCCAGCCACUCCAAGACCACCAUUUAGUACUAUGAGACCAGCUUCUCCACAAGUUAUGUCAACACAGAAAAUGGGUCCACGUGCUGCAGCUGCUGCUACUGCAGCUACUCCUGCUACUCCUGCUGUCCGCAGUGUUCCACAGUACAAAUACACUGCAGGAGUCCGCAGUCCUCAGCAACAUCUUAAUGCACAGCCGCAAGUUACCAUGCAACAGCCUGCUGUUCAUAUACAAGGUCAGGAACCUUUGACUGUUUUCAUAUUGGCAGCUGCCUCUCUUCAAGAGCAAAAGCAAAUGUUAGGUGAACGGCUCUUUCCUCUUAUUCAAGCCAUGUACCCUACUCGUGCUGGUAAACUCACUGGCAUGUUGUUGGAGAUUGAUAAUUCACAACUUCUUCAUAUGCUUGAGUGUCCAGGGUCUCUCCGUGCUAAGGUUGAUGAAGCAUUUGCUGUACUACAAGCCCAUGAAGCUAAAAAGGCUGCCAAGAAAACAGUUAAUUAACAUUGCCACUGGUGUGCCAACCAUUUAAAAUUGAUCAGGAACCACAAAAAGAAACUCGUGCUUCACUGAAGAAUAAUAUCUAAACAUCAAAAAUGUAAAUAUUAUGGAAAGAAAACAUCAUAAAAUGUAAAAGAAACUUUAAAAAGGAAAGGAAACUUUGAACCUUAUGUAGAGCAAAUGCCAGGUCUAGCAAAUAAAAUGCUAGCCCUAGAUUACUUUUGAUUUAAAAACAACAACAACAAAAUAUUAAAAUAUAAAAACAAAUUAAUGUUUAUAGACCCUGGGAGAAAGAAUCGUCAGAGAAGUACAAAAAUUUAAAGCAUUGGGCUUGGCACCUGU